This is a messenger RNA of Spinacia oleracea (spinach), 2607 nucleotides long. RefSeq lists its product as uncharacterized. Gene Ontology annotation, molecular function: catalytic activity. NCBI's taxonomy places the organism in Eukaryota, Viridiplantae, Streptophyta, Magnoliopsida, Caryophyllales, Amaranthaceae. The transcript is spliced from 2 exons. The record is from RefSeq and is a predicted model, not a curated record. The coding region runs from base 1 to 2607 and encodes 868 amino acids.
AUGGCAGGGAGAUCGAAAGCUCGAAAGAACCACCGUAAACCGGCGGGCCCGUCGUCGGAUUCUCAGGCCAAGAAGACAAAGUCGAUGGAUGAUCUACUUGGAGUGAAUAUUCUGGAGGUGGAAUCAGAAACCCAUAACUCGGCGGAAGAUGAGAUGAGUUCUGGUAGUGAGGAAGGUGAAAUUCUCUCCCCCAAAUUAUCAUUAGUUGCGAUGCAAAAUCGAUCGGAGAGUCAUAAAACGUUCUCCCCAUGGCUAUCUGUCAUGAAAUCGGGAUAUGCUCAGACCCCUCAGGUAACACCAAUUCCAGUUUUACAUUCUACUUGCGAUCAUGUUGCUGAUAAUGUCAUAUGCAUUGAACUGGAUGAUAUUCAAGAAGAAGUGGAUUACUGGAAUUCAGCUUUGAUUUGUGCUGUUUUGGGUGCUAAUCCCCCUUUAUCUGUGAUUGAGGGUUUCUUUAGGAGGGUAUGGAAGGAUUUUGGGGUGGACAAGGUUGUUUUGAUUGAGCAUGGUGUGUAUCUUGUUAGAUUCUUUAUUAUGGAAAAUAGGGAUAAGAUUCUUGACAUUAAUAGACCUACUUUUGAUAAGAAACCAGUCAUAUGCAAACCAUGGCAUAAGGAUAUUGUUGAUUUCAAGGAUGAGGUCAAAGUGGUUCCAAUCUGGUUGCAGCUGAAGAAUUUAGACCUCAAAUUCUGGGGUUCUAAAAGUUUGAGCAAAAUUGUCAGUGCAAUUGGAACACUGGUGCAAGCUGAUCAAGCUACCAUUCACAGGGAAAAGCUUCAAUUUGCCAGAGUGCAAGUGGAGGUUGCAUUAUCACAGGAUCUUCCUGAUACUGUGAGAUUUCAGGAUGAGAAUGGUGAUUUGAAGGUUGUGAAGGUGGUUUAUGAGUGGAAACCCACUGUAUGUGCACAUUGCAAGUUACUUGGACACUUAGAAGCUGAUUGCAGGAAGAAAAAAGCGAGGAAGAAAUGGGUGGCAAAAGCUAAGGUAACCACUGAGGUUAUGCUAGUGAGUACUUCCCCUGGUGUAGCUGAUGACACUGUAGAGGGGGGGUUUACUUUGGCCACUAACACAGCCUAUGUUAGGAGAGAAGUACAAUCUCCUGUUGUGACUACUAAUUCUUUUCAGGCCCUUGAUCAAGUGCAACAUGAUGGUUUAGUAAUUGCAGCAGGUGAUGACAAUGGUAACAAUGGGGUUCUGGGUAUAAACAGGGGCACAAAGCAGAGAGAUGUUAAAUCUUUUCUGAAUUCCAAUAAAUGCAGCCUUGUUUUUCUCCUGGAAACUAAGGUCAAAGUUCAUAAUCUUGGUGCUUUGUACCUAAAUUUGUUUGAUGGUUGGUCUUUUACCUCUAAUAAUAUGUGUCACCCUGGAGGGAGAAUAGUUUUGGCAUGGAAUCCUAGUGAGUUUCAGGCGAAUCCUUUUUUCUGCUCUAGUCAACUGAUACACGGUGAUAUUGGAUUAAAGAAUGGUAAUCAGUUUGCCUGUUCUUUUAUUUAUGCUCACAACUCUCAGUAUGAGAGGUGUGCUUUGUGGAAUGAUCUUUGCUCUUUGGCUGGAAAAAUUAAUGGACCUUGGAUCCUUAUGGGAGAUUUCAACUGUGUUUUAAACACAGAUGAGAGAAUUGGUAGUGCUGUCAGACUUAGUGAACUGAAAGAUUUUCAGAAUUGUGUGAACUCUUGUGGUCUUGAGGAUGCUAAAUUCACUGGUAACUUCUAUACCUGGAACAAUAAGCAACUUGGUAACAACAGGGUGUUUUCAAAGCUAGAUAGAGUGUUAGUAAAUCAACACUGGUGUAAUCAGUAUCCUCAUACUGAGGUCUGCUUCAAGAAUGAGGGAUACUUUGAUCAUUGCCCUGGUGUGGUUUCUUGUUACUCUCACAUUGCUGUUGGUAAGAAAUAUUUUAAGUUUUUCCAAAUGUGGCAAGAGGCACCAAACAAUAAAGAUCUUGUGUCUAAUGCUUGGAAUAUUUCCUGUCAUGGCACCAAGAUGUACCAGAUAGUACAGAAGCUAAAAUCAGUUAAGUCUGCUUUGAAGCUUAUGAAUAAGGAGAGAUAUGGUGAUAUUGAGGUCCUAGAUUGCAAAACUGCUCAUAACCUCCAACAACUGCAGAAUGCUCUUCAUUUGGAUCCCUCUAAUGAGGAGUUGGCCAAUCAAGAGAAGGUUGCAAACCAGGAGUAUAUGGCAGCUCACUCUGCUUACUUGAGUUUUCUAGGUCAAAAAGCAAAGGCAGCUUGGAUUAAAGAAGGUGAUGCUAACACAACUAUGUUUCACAGAUCUAUAAAACAAAGACAAAUUCAUAACUCAAUUUUUUCAAUCAAGGAUAUGCAUGGUAGAUGGACCACCAAUCCUAGCCAAGUUCCAGAGGUAUUCUUAGAAUAUUAUAAAUGGUUGCUGGGCACCUCUGGGGGAAAUAGAAUCAAUGUCAAGCAGUCUGUGGUAAAUAGAGGUCAUGUGGUUUCUGAUACAAUGCAAGCCAUGCUUAAUUCCCCUUACACAAAGGAGGAGGUCAAGAAGGCUAUGUGGGAGAUAGAUGGCACCAAAGCACCAGGACCUGAUGGGUUUGGUAGCUCUUUUUUCAAAGGUAGUUGGGGUGAUAUGGGGAUGAUGUAA